Messenger RNA from Drosophila mauritiana, 1219 nucleotides. RefSeq lists its product as uncharacterized. The coding region runs from base 76 to 1119 and encodes 347 amino acids. Lineage: Eukaryota; Metazoa; Arthropoda; Insecta; Diptera; Drosophilidae. The record is from RefSeq and is a predicted model, not a curated record. The transcript has a single exon.
UCAAUCUGGAAAUCAUCCUUUCGAUAAACCCAUCAACAAAUCCAAAUUAGUAGUUUCUCGGCGAGAUUGUGGGAGAUGUGCUGUGCACCGAUGUGUGGGCCCUCGGUCUGCGGACCUUCGAUGUGCCCGACGCCCGCUUGUCGUGCGCCACUGGAGCCACUGCAUCCGUCGACAGUCUACCACUGCUGUCCGUCCACGAAGUGCACGCUGUGCUGCAAUAACGAGUCGAAGCAGGAGUGCCACUGCACCUGCCAGCGCAACAAGCACAUCGUGGAGGCGUUCAGCUGCCUGUUCCGGGUCAGCAAGUUCCAGAUCCUGACCACCCUCUUCCUACUGGCCUAUCAUGAUAGCAGGCCACUGCCGCGCUUUCCGCGCGAUCGCAACUGGGCGGUGAUGGAGAACGUGAAGGCACCGUACACGGAGUUGCACGACCUAAGGAUCUACGACAGCCUGUUCGACCGCUGUGGUAACCGCAUCGAUCCGCUGGACCAAAAGAACACGUACAGGCUGUUGCGCCUGAUCUUUCUCGGUCCAGUGCUGGUGCCGGAUCAGCGGACACAGCUACUGGCCAUGCUGUACACGCUGAAUGCCCGUGCCGUCUGUCCCGUGGAUCUCAAUGGCCUGUUGUCGGUACUGCAGUAUGUGAAGCUGGAUGAGCUGGUGUGCGGCAUCUUGGAGCAGGACGGUCGAGCAAAGCGCUUCCGCAGCGGGCGGCAGUGCUUGGAGCUGUGCAAUCUGUACCAGAAAGUGGUCGCCACGGACAAGGAUGCGGUGAUAAAAAAGCAUCGCCGCCGCAAGGAGAAGUCCAAGAGCAAGGAUUCGGAGGCACAGAAGAAGCCGCGCAGAACCAUUACCGCGCAGAUAUACUGCACCCGUCGCGUUCCGGAGCCCGAGGAUGUUAGCUCACGGGUCGAGACUAUCACUCCAAUCGUUCGCAGUACAGCCACCUCGUUGCGCCGCUCCUCCAACAAGAAAAGCUGGAUGCCGGUCAAUAGGAGCAGCACUAAUAACUCGGAGAAGGGAUCUCGCCGGGGUUCGCGCAAUCUCGCGGGUUCACCGAAGAGGCACAAGCCGGAAGUGUCCAACGUGGGAGUGCGAAUGCAGGGCGGCGACCGAUAGAGAAUGAAGUGAAGCCACAUCGAUUUUUGAAUCUCCCCCAUCUGUAUUCAAUCUCGGUUCAUCUACAUCUACUAAAUUCCGUAAUGCAAAUGGUUUUUUU